UCUCAUUAGCAUGGACAUGUACUGCAUUGUAGAAACUCUUAUUUGAUUUAUGAACUUAAAAACAGGAAAUAACUGAACUUUAUAGCUUCAUACGAUUAGUGUAAGUUCAGCUGUUUGACUACUUAACAUAGCUGAGAGUAUUGAUGGAUUAUCCAACACCGGUCGCUCCUUCAAAGAUUUUUCUGUCGCCAUCGCAAAUCAGCAGAUGCUUCUUAUGCAAAGAAUACCUUUCUGUUGAACCAAUAACAAAAACUCCUGAUUCAGAAUACAUAUGCGGAAGAUGUCACACUCAAUCUGAAGGCAAUAUUGCUGACUGCUACAAUGCUUCAGGUCACCUGUUUCUGCCUUGUAGAUACGACAUCCAAGGUUGUAAGACGUUUAUUAAAUAUGGGGAUGUUUUAUGGCAUGAAAACAGAUGCAGAUUUAAAUCGAUCACAUGCCCUGCGGUUGGAUGUGAUUCAAAAAUUGCUAGGACAAACAUGUUGCUACAUUUUAGGAAAAUGCAUCAAGAGCUUAUCUUGACAACUAGGGAGAUAUCAUUAUCAACACUCAGUAGAUUUGAAAAUAGGCUUUAUGUCCAUGACGAUCAAAUUCUAUUAGUUCAAACAAGAAUCUCAGACACGUUUUUAUAUAUCAGACUUACAAAGGUCCAAGAAAAACAUAUUUACAGUACGAGAUUAUUUUACCGAGUGAAGUUGCUUGACAAAAAUAUACCUGUCCCUUUAUAUGUUUGUAAAGUACCUGUAACUGAAGAUAUGCUCAAGCUCAACUUGAAGCUCCUAGAUGCGCAAGUAUACUUUGACAUUUAUGACAGAAGAUAUGAGAAGUUAACACGCAACUUCACCAGUAUACCUUUGUCUAAGUUGAGGUGUACUAUUUGUCAGUUUUAUACUUUACCAACUUCUUACACAUGUACAAAAAUGCACAUCUUUUGUGAAACAUGUGAACAAAGGCUGCAAAUCUGCAAUAUAUGUCAAACGCCUUUAAAACAAGACAAAGUCUUCUCACUCAAAUAUAUUGGAGCAUUUAUCAGUAUUCCUUGUUGUUAUAGAUAUUUAGGCUGUAAGUUUGGAGGAACGCCACAAGAUGUCAUUAAACACGAGCGAACAUUUCAUGAUUUUAAUCCAACCGAAUAUCAAACCGUUAAUCCUGGUCAAGAGAUCUUGUUAGAUUUGAGCCAUGACAGCUUCGAAGAAACAUAUUAUAGUUAUUGUCAAGGAAUGUCGAUCAAAUUUGUGAUCAAGUAUACAAAAGGUAUUAGAAUGACAACUUGUGUCAUGGUUAAUGAUCAACUAGACGUACGUUUGAAGUAUGACUUGGAACUAUCCACUGAAAGCCGAAAGCUGGAGUUCGAAGGUCAGAUUGUUGGUUUAUGUUUGCAAAAUGGACCGGAAUGCUCAGUUAGUGUGCCUAUGGAAUUACUCAAAGAUAUCAUGGAUAGUUGUGGGGGAGCAAAACUUAUAUUUAGACUGAUUGCAUAUCGCUGACGAAUCAGAACAACAAUACUUAUCACUGCAGUUUAUGCAGUUUACUGUGAUACAGAUAGUUUUUUGUUUA
This is a messenger RNA of Acanthoscelides obtectus, 1557 nucleotides long. The record is from the annotation of a GenBank genome assembly. NCBI's taxonomy places the organism in Eukaryota, Metazoa, Arthropoda, Insecta, Coleoptera, Chrysomelidae.